Molecule: messenger RNA, 2328 nt
Organism: Haliotis rubra (blacklip abalone)
Lineage: Eukaryota; Metazoa; Mollusca; Gastropoda; Lepetellida; Haliotidae
Product: endochitinase A1-like
Exons: 5
Source: RefSeq, a predicted model, not a curated record
UCUGCCACAAUCACUGCUUCAGUAUCAUCCUCAACGCCUGUUGCCCAGCCGACGUCUGCUACAAUCACUGCUUCAGCAUCAUCUUCAAAGUUUGUUUCCCAAUCGUCUUCUCCCACAACGGCUUCUUCCCCAUCAUCCUCAACGCCUGUUGCUCAGACGACAUCUGCUACAAUCACUCCUUCAACGUCCUCAUCAGCCGUCACACAAUCUUCAACGCCUGUCGUCCAGGUGACUAUCAUCCUCAACGCCUGUUGCCCAGCCGACGUCUGCUACAAUCACUGCUUCAGCAUCAUCUUCAAAGUUUGUUUCCCAAUCGUCUUCUCCCACAACGGCUUCUUCCCCAUCAUCCUCAACGCCUGUUGCUCAGACGACAUCUGCUACAAUCACUCCUUCAACGUCCUCAUCAGCCGUCACACAAUCUUCAACGCCUGUCGUCCAGGUGACACAACCGCUGCUUCAACAUCAUCGUCAGCUGUGACACAAUCUUCAACACCUGUUGUCCAGUCGAUGUCUGCUGCCAUCGCUGCUUCAGCAUCAUCGUCAACUGUAACACAAUCUACAACGCCUGUUGCCCAGCCGACGUCUGCCACAAUCACUGCUUCAGUAUCAUCCUCAACGCCUGUUGCCCAGCCGACGUCUGCUAUAAUCACUGCUUCCCCAUCAUCCUCAACGCCUGUUGCUCAGACGACAUCUGCUACAAUCACUCCUUCAACAUCCUCAUCAGCCGUCACACAAUCUUCAACGCCUGUCGUCCAGGUGACGUCUGCUUCAAUCACUGCUUCAGCAUCAUCGUCAACCAUGACACAAUCUUCAACACCUGUUCUCCAGUCGACGUCAGCUACAAUCACUCCUACAACAUCAUCGUCAGCUGUGACACAAUCUUCAACAUCUGUUGUCCAGUCGGCGUCUUCUACAACCGCUGCUUCAACAUCAUCGUCAGCUGUGACACAAUCUUCAACACCUGUUGUCCAGUCGAUGUCUGCUGCCAUCGCUGCUUCAGCAUCAUCGUCAACUGUAACACAAUCUACAACGCCUGUUGCCCAGCCGACGUCUGCUACAAUCGCUACUUCUGCAUCAUCCUCAACGUCUGUUGCCGAAUCGACGUCUGUCACAAUUGCUGCUUCAGAAUCGUCGUCGACUGUAACACAAUUUGUCGCAUCUGUUGCUCCGUCGACAUCUGCCACAAUAAUCACUUCAGCAUCGUCUUGUAUGCAGUCAUCGUUGGCAGUGACACCAACAUCAACACCUGUUGUCCAGUCGACAUCUGGCACAAUCGUCGCAUCAGCAUCGUCUUCCAUGCAAUCAUCGUCGUCAGUGAUAACUGGGUGUUGAGCAUCUAUCCACCCCUGUACAUCCUCUAUUGUCGUCAUCACUCCUGGCACAAGUCCAACCAUUCGAUAACACCAUGUGAACAAUCAUUCUCCUCCUUAUCGUCCCAAAUACAAGCAUAUACCAUCGGAUAUCACCGGUAAACGUCAUCGGUGUCUUCUUGCCCAGAUGUUCAUCACUGUCGACGACAUGAUUUGGGUAUGAGCAUCCAUUUCACUGUGGACGUAGGUGUCAAGGAUGUAGUAUCUCAAACUGUUUCGGAAAAAGGAAUUGGGGCUUACUGUGUCCAUCAGAUGUGGUGACAGAACACUUGACUUCAGGUUUCCAGAUUCUAAAAUAUCAAAUCGACAUUCACCUGACAAGAAAGCCAUAUGUUGUCAUUACCAUAUAUCCAUAUGAACCUGGAAUGGCGCUCUAUCAUGUACAGGUGACAAAACACCAAUAUAUGAAUAGCACAUUCGUCAGUAUUUGACACAUAACAUAUCACUUUAAUACUAACAGUAUUGUGUAUAUCAGAAUGGUAUUAGUUCAGUGACUCAAUGGACUCCGAGCCAGUAGUCACAUGUACAUAAUGGAUAUAUCUUCAGACUGUGUGGGGUUCAUGUCUGACCUUAAAUGGCGUCAGAGUAGGGAGUCACUCAGCCUAACAUUCCAAACAACAUUAAACAUUAGAGAUGUUGUUAUACAUUUAAUUCGACAAAUAUGAGGAAAAUGAUGUUUAUAAUAUCCCCAGCUUGGAUUAUGGGAUAUUACACAAAUUAAUGGGAUGUGAAUACAUACUUAUUAUGGACAUAACAACGUGCAGCGUCUAACAGUCGACCACAAGAUACCAGGAAGAAAUGUGUCCCCUGGCACUUACUGGCCUGUUCGCUGGUUCGAACUUGUCUUGUAAUACAUGUGCCUUUCCUUGUAUUAUAUUACGACAUGUAAAUAUGUAUAUGUGUAUAUGAACCCUCACUUCUAAGCUGUACGUAACACUAAUAAAAUAUAUUACUAUUA